AUGUCGUACUCUUAUGAUCGCUCGGGGCGCAGGUCCCAAUCUUCAUCACAGCGCGGCGCGUUUACUUACUGGCUUCCUCUCGCGUUUACCGUCACUGUUGCGACCAUUGGCCUGGCCGCGUGGGUAUGGAGUGAGCGCAACGAUGACGACGAUGAAUAUCCCCGCCCUCCAGGACCUCCAGGAGACAAUGACAGCGUCUACAAUCGACCAGGCUACAGGGCAGAUGGGAGCAUAAUCUCUGGACCGCCAUCAUACGCGGAUGUCAGACCAGGCGAGGUGGCAUAUGGUACUGCGCCAGGGCCGAGGCCAGAAGAAAAUCAGAGCUACAUGGCGCGAAUGUCUGGCGCGCUGAAAAGAACACCGAGCCCACAGCAGGUUUUCGACAGUGCCAGUCGCAGCGUGGUCGGUGGAAUUGGCGCAGUGGGUGCGGUGGUUGGAAGCGCAUUGGGAAGCAUUAGGGAAGAAGAUAAGAAUGCAUACAGAGACCAUAAUGCUUGGAGUGAGGAGGCUGAGGCGCGAGGAAUACCCGCACAAGCUCCAAUCGAUAUGCGCUCGUCGGAGAAUAUACCUGGCGUUGCGCCUUCUCAAAGAGUACCUGUCAGUAACGGGAAGAGGAAGACAGUUGCCAUUGUUGUAUCUGCAGAUUCACAUUCGGACGAUUUCGAUGACGAUGAUAACUCAUUCCAUGAACAUGCUUCUAUCUUAUCACACUUACCUCGUAAUACCGAUUUCUCCAAGAUUCGCCUUUUCGUUCUCAUAUAUGCCCCCGGCUUGAAGGAGCACCCUCUUGAUGCAGGAGCUGCCAGACCUCCAGGAUCACUUAGUUCUUCUUUCUCCAACAUUGGUCAUGAACAAGUACAUACACCUGGCGAGGAGUCAGAGAAGCAAUUGUCGUCGAGCUCUGUAUCUCCAGCAUUCAACGCAGUCUACUCCCAAGCACUUGCCCUUGUGGAGAAGGAGACCAUGGUCUUACCAUUCACAAGUGCCAGCGGGCAUGUCCAUAUUCUUCGUCAUCUCGGUCCUGAGAUUGUCUAUCUUCAAGAGUCUCUCGCAGGAAACAACGGAGAAGUGAUCACACAUCUACAAACCUGGCUACGGAGGGACGUUGUCUUGGUUGUUGGUGCUGAUGGCGGUCAUGGCGGACUUGCAGACAGCGAAAGCGAGGCGGAACACGUGGAGAAGAAAGAACACUGGUGGGAGAGAGAAGAUCGCGUCGGCAGAGGCAGGGGAGUUGUAGUUGUAGAGGGUCUGAGAGUUGGUGAUGAUUGGGCUAGGCGUGUUGAAAAUAGGGAAUAG
Cadophora gregata is the source of this 1296-nucleotide messenger RNA. RefSeq lists its product as uncharacterized. The coding region runs from base 1 to 1296 and encodes 431 amino acids. The transcript is spliced from 3 exons. The record is from RefSeq and is a predicted model, not a curated record. NCBI's taxonomy places the organism in Eukaryota, Fungi, Ascomycota, Leotiomycetes, Helotiales, Ploettnerulaceae.